Candida tropicalis MYA-3404 is the source of this 444-nucleotide messenger RNA. RefSeq lists its product as uncharacterized. Bases 1 to 444 code for a protein of 147 amino acids. The transcript has a single exon. NCBI's taxonomy places the organism in Eukaryota, Fungi, Ascomycota, Pichiomycetes, Serinales, Debaryomycetaceae. The record is from RefSeq and is a predicted model, not a curated record.
AUGUAUUUAAUCACUCAAAAAUUCUAUACCCCGAUUGAUAGAUUUAUAAAUAAGUUUAGGAGAAAGGGAUUUUUAUUAUACACUGGUAUUAUCCUUUUUUCAGUUGGUUAUAUAUUCUAUUCAAUUUCGAAUUUACCAUCCAUCCCACCAGAGAGGAAACGUAAAGAUAAGAUGCUCCCAAAGUCUACUAGAAAGGAAAUCGAAGAGGAAGAAGAGGUUGAUCUUGGACCAACCGAUGCGGCAAUCCCACUAGAACAGACGAACUCAAAUGACCAUGUAAUCAAUAAAUGGUCCAAGAGAAAGUUGUUUGAAUUUUUGUUUAAUGAGAAAAUCUACCCUGAUGUCGAUGAAGACUUGAACUUGGUUAAAAAACAAGUUAUAGAAAUUUUCGAAUUCAAGAAGGAAAACGGUACUUUAGAAGAGAAGUAUAUCAGUGAGUUAUAG